AUGGCUGAUCAUUUAAAUAAUGAGAUAUCGCUCGGCCACCUGGGAAGGGCAACUUAUGUCGAGGAGUUGCAGGAAUGGAGGUUUUCGCGUGCGCCCAACCAAGGUUUCCUCUUCAAAAUUGCGGGUGAAGCAAGUGUACUCUCCUGUACCAAAAACCCAGGCUCUUCUCAGGAGCCGAGAAAUGACAAUGUUGUGACGAAAAGAACAGAGCAGGUGCUAUUGAAUUUAUACCCAGAACUUACUCAUGGACUUUCAAAUAUGGCCCUUGAAGAGGCAACUUCACGAGUUAUUACAUCCGCCUCUUAUCAUUUCGAGUCAAAUAGCCAUGGGUGUCUAGCGUUUGGGGAAAUAGAGAAUAUGAUGGACGACCGUUUAGCAAACCAAACAACGCCAAUAAUUGUAUUGCCAAGAGAGAAUCACAGUUCAUCUCUCAUUCUAUGCCCAUACGACUUCAGCAAUGAUUCCCUGUCCCAAAAUGCCACACUGACUAUUGAUGACGACCAGUCUGCUCUGUGGACUUUGCCCGGUGGCCCCGUGAAGCAAGUAUUAUCUUCGGAAUCAUUUCAGGAACCAAAGACUUGCUUUGCGGCAAGGUUAUCCUUUUCCACCACAAUAUUCAGCCCGGUUUACCACCGCACCCCAAUCCCAGUGAACUUGAAUGAUAAGGAUACUUACGCGGACUCAUAUCUAUUAUCAUAUAUUGAUCCGAAUCCCCUUGUUAAUAUUCCAUGCAAAUUGACAGGUGGUCAUCCUCACGCUGCGGUAACCUUCAACCCAUGGUAUCAACGGCAGGUUGCCGUCAUUGACCGUGCAGGAAAUUGGAGCGUUUGGGAUUUGCAACGCAAACAACAGCGUAAAGCUGGCUGGUUUGCUGAGCGUGGGCCAAACGGUUCCAUACGACUUCCCGGGCUUGAAAAUAUUUCCAAGUCGAUUGAUCACUAUGACGGCUGGGGCGCAAUAUUAUGGAUCGGCACUAUCCACCAGCUGUUGGUGUGUGAUAGACGAAAUAUUUACAUUUGUCGUAUGGAUGUUCGUCCCUCUGAGCAGGAGGAAUUUGACCUUGGCCUCAAACUUCCUUCGGAAUGGAUUCUUGAUGUCAUCCGCAGUCCAAGGAUACCCUCCCACGUGUUUAUCCUCACGACGUUGAGAAUCCUGUGGGUACAUGUUCCGCCACCUGAUGACCCUCAACUUAGCCAAGGCGGCAACGUUCAGGCUGCAUCUAUUCUCCUCUCCUGGAACCAUUUCCGAGACCCAGAAGAUUUAAGUCUCCAGAUAACCCCGAUAUCCGUAGGAACAGAUCUAUUUAUAAUGCUGUAUUCCCGUCUAAAUCUUCUUGCUAUGACUAUCCAGGUGUUUCCAUCUGACGAACCGUCCUACCCGGUGUCCAUAUGUGAUGCAAGGAUUCUUCAUUUGCCCAAGAUUAAAAGUGAAGAGGCGGUUUACGGAAUGCAACAGUCUCAUAAUACAGUGAACUUUUCGAGUAUUUCCUUCCAAGAAAUCAAAACUCCUAAUUCGUCUUUGGAUGAUGAUGACACCGUUUCACCGAAAUCGGUUAAAUUAAUGGGACAGUUAAUGGAUGGAAGGCUUGUUGAAUGCAUGUAUUUAGCUACUGGCGCUGACCAGGAGAUAUUGCCAGAUAUUAUCCCAAUAUCGGCUGGUAAGAAGAAACGGCCUGCAAAACACCGCUCUAGGCUGCCUGACGAGUUCGAUUUCGUUGUAGACGAUGGGGAAAAGUCACUUUUGGUACCCGUUUGCCCACCAAACAAGCCGACAAAGAAAGGCCCGUCAACGGCCAUUUUCUCAACAUACGAAACUCGAGAACAAUGGCAACUUCAAUACUCUUUAGCUACCUCUGUUCUCGAACACAUGGACAUCACCGACCUCACAGAGCGUGGGGACGAAACCCUCUUCGGAGACUGGCUGAAUGCUCUAAAAAGGCGAACUACCGACCUGAUUUUAGCUCCAACGUCCUGUUCAACGUCUCUUUCAAUGUCAGAAGCCGUUACAUCAUCCAUUUCGGUAGAUGAGGUCGAGAAUAUUGCAAAGGCAUUUGACGAUUUUAUCCUAAGAUUUGCAAAUUCAGGAGAUGACAUGUUUCUUGGGUUCCAAAUACAUAUUUUGCUACAGCCCUUUAUACCCUCUUCAAACUUUUCAAUGAUCGAACCAGGGGCAUGGAAUAGCACCUCCUUGAUGGAACUUUACGAUGCGAUGAUAUGUCACUGGUUGGCUCCUUUACCAGGCGGGAUUCCAAAUCGGCUUCGAGCGUUAAAAGAAAGGACCAUCAGAGAGGUGAUCUCCGAACUUUGCAUUGCGAGUGUUAUCAUAUCCCGCUGCAAAGUUGAAGAAGUCGACGACGGGCAGGAAGCUGGGGACAGUUCGCCUAUCAGGCCUGACGCCCGCAGUAUUUCCGAGUUCAAAGACCAACUGACCCAAUGGUCUAGAGAGGAUGUUCGUUCAUCUCCGUCACGAACAGGAAGCUCAACUAGCAGCCGGGCCGGAAACUUUCUGGCUUCUCUUGCGCGCUACACAGCCAUCAAUAAUCAAAAGUCAAUCUCGCGCAGGACCAUCACCACGGCCGCACAUUGGGUUGAUGGAAGUGAUCCUAGCCAAUAUGACUGGCAAGCUACGAUAUCUUUACGCGAUAAACCACAAUCUGAGCACGACAAAAAUUUGAAACGACGUAAACGGAAAGAAAGGAGGCAAUCCUCAUCUGCGGCACAAUCGCAGCGAAGUGUUUCAGCGGACAUCCCUAUAGCUAGGCCGUGGGGAAGUCAGCCAGAACCCAGUGUAUUCAACUCCAAUAUAAACAGUAGUCAGGUCAAUGAAGGCGGCCUUACUAUGACACAGGGCGAGCAGGGUCUAUUCGGAAAGAGGAAACAACUGCCCAAGUCGAAGAAAAAGAAACGUAUCGCAGGAUUUUGA
Molecule: messenger RNA, 2922 nt
Organism: Nannizzia gypsea CBS 118893
Lineage: Eukaryota; Fungi; Ascomycota; Eurotiomycetes; Onygenales; Arthrodermataceae
Exons: 4
Coding region: 1-2922 (973 amino acids)
Biological process (GO): nucleolar large rRNA transcription by RNA polymerase I
Cellular component (GO): RNA polymerase I core factor complex
Molecular function (GO): RNA polymerase I general transcription initiation factor binding; RNA polymerase I transcription regulatory region sequence-specific DNA binding
Source: RefSeq, a predicted model, not a curated record